CUCCACUCGGUUUGCGAGGCCACCCCGCCGCCCCCCGCCCAGGUGCCAUGGCCGCCGUGUACCGCUCCGGCCUGCGGCUCCACUGGCGAGUGCAGGUCCCCUGGGAGUGCUCACCACAGCCCCGGCGCCACGUCCAGACCCUGCGAGUACUCAAUGGAGAUCUGAGCCAGCUGUCUGUGGGGGUGCGAGACUUUGUGGAACGCAGUGCCCGCCUGUGCCAGCCAGAGAGCAUCCACAUCUGUGAUGGGACCGAGACGGAGAACACUGCCACCCUGGCCCUGCUGGAGCAGCAGGGUCUCAUCCGGAAGCUCCACAAGUACAGUAACUGCUGGCUGGCCCGCACAGACCCCAAGGACGUGGCACGAGUAGAAAGCAAGACGGUGAUUGUAACUCCUUCUCAACGGGACACCAUUCCCCUCCCGGCUGGUGGGGCCCGUGGGCAGCUGGGCAACUGGAUGUCGCCCGCUGAGUUCCAGCGAGCCGUGGAUGAGAGGUUUCCGGGCUGCAUGCAGGGCCGCACCAUGUACGUGCUUCCAUUCAGCAUGGGUCCCGUGGGCUCCCCACUCUCCCGAAUCGGCGUGCAGCUCACCGACUCGGCCUAUGUGGUGGCGAGCAUGCGCAUUAUGACCCGCCUAGGGGUACCCGUGCUUCGUGCCCUGGGAGAUGGCGACUUUGUCAAGUGCCUGCACUCUGUGGGCCGGCCCCUCACUGGGCAGGGGGAGCCAGGGAGCCAGUGGCCGUGCAACCCAGAGAAAACGCUGAUUGGCCACGUGCCCGACCAGCGGGAGAUCGUCUCCUUCGGCAGCGGCUAUGGUGGUAACUCCCUCCUGGGCAAGAAGUGCUUUGCCCUGCGCAUCGCCUCUCGGCUGGCCCGCGAGGAGGGCUGGCUGGCGGAGCACAUGCUGAUCCUGGGCAUCACCAACCCCGCCGGAAGGAAGCGCUACGUGGCCGCCGCCUUCCCCAGCGCCUGCGGCAAGACAAACCUGGCCAUGAUGCGGCCUGCCCUGCCAGGCUGGAAGGUGGAGUGUGUGGGGGAUGACAUCGCCUGGAUGAGGUUUGACAGCGAAGGCCGACUCCGGGCCAUCAACCCUGAGAAUGGCUUCUUUGGAGUGGCCCCUGGCACCUCUGCCACCACCAACCCCAAUGCCAUGGCCACAAUCCAGAGUAACACGCUCUUCACCAACGUGGCUGAGACCAGUGACGGCGGCGUGUACUGGGAGGGCAUUGACCAGCCUCUUUCACCUGGCGUCACUGUGACCUCCUGGCUGGGCAAACCCUGGAAACCUGGUGACAAGGAACCCUGCGCACAUCCCAACUCUCGCUUCUGUGCCCCGGCGCGCCAGUGCCCCAUUAUGGAUCCAGCGUGGGAGGCCCCUGAGGGGGUCCCCAUCGACGCCAUCAUCUUUGGAGGCCGAAGACCCAAGGGGGUGCCCUUGGUUUACGAGGCCUUCCACUGGCGCCACGGGGUGUUUGUGGGCAGCGCCAUGCGCUCCGAGUCCACGGCUGCCGCUGAACACAAAGGGAAGGUCAUCAUGCAUGACCCGUUCGCCAUGCGGCCCUUUUUUGGCUACAACUUUGGGCACUACCUAGAACACUGGCUGAGCAUGGAGGGGCGCAAGGGGGUCCGGUUGCCCCGCAUCUUCCAUGUCAACUGGUUCCGGCGGGAUGAGGCAGGCCGCUUCCUGUGGCCAGGCUUUGGGGAGAAUGCUCGUGUGCUGGACUGGAUCUGCCGGCGGCUAGAAGGCGAGGACAGUGCCCAAGAGACGCCCAUUGGGCUGGUGCCAAAGGAAGGGGCCUUGGAUCUCAGCGGCCUGGGAGCCGUGGAUACCACCCAGCUGUUCUCACUCCCCAAGGACUUCUGGGAACAGGAAGUUCGUGACAUCCGGAGCUACCUGACAGAGCAGGUUAGCCAGGAUCUACCCAAGGAGGUGCUGGCGGAGCUGGAGGCCCUGGAGGGACGCGUGCGCAAAAUGUGACCAGAGGUGCCAGGCCAAGCGAGCAUACCACGUGGGAACAAGGCAGCCACAGGCUUGCCAUGAUCUGAGCAGCUCUGAGAGAACCCACAUCUUAUGGGUGGCAGGGGAGCAGGCCUUCCCCUCCCCCCACACUGUCCAGCAAUAAGAGAUGCUUGUGUAUUUUGCGUAA
This is a messenger RNA of Echinops telfairi (small Madagascar hedgehog), 2145 nucleotides long. RefSeq names its product phosphoenolpyruvate carboxykinase 2, mitochondrial (gene PCK2). Bases 48 to 1976 code for a protein of 642 amino acids. The transcript is spliced from 10 exons. Gene Ontology annotation, molecular function: phosphoenolpyruvate carboxykinase (GTP) activity; GTP binding; manganese ion binding. Lineage: Eukaryota; Metazoa; Chordata; Mammalia; Afrosoricida; Tenrecidae. The record is from RefSeq and is a predicted model, not a curated record. Gene Ontology annotation, cellular component: cytosol. Gene Ontology annotation, biological process: cellular response to glucose stimulus; cellular response to dexamethasone stimulus; cellular response to insulin stimulus.